GCCUCUCACCGCUCCCACUGUCCCACCGCAAAAAACGAGCGGUGUCGCUUUCCUUUCUGUGGAUGAACGCUGGGAGCCGAAGAGCCGUGGAGAUUGACGGAGGGGAAGAGAGAGAGAGAGAGAGAGAGAGAGAGAGAGAGAGAGAGAGAGAGAGAGAGAGAGUAUAACGAGAAAAACAGAGAAGGAGAGACCGUGCUAGUGAAGCCGAAAUGAAGAAGCGAGCUUCCGUCGGUCUCAUUGUGUUCCUGAUGGCUGUGGUAGUCCUCGCCUCUGUCACCAUGAAGAUCCAGCACGACCAUCUCAAGGUGACGGAAAGGAUACGCCCGCGGAAGGUGAUGCAGAAGCAGUUCAAGAGCAGCAUCGCAGCUCUUCCGCGUGGUAUUGUGGAAUCGACCACCGACAUGGAGAUGAAGUCUCUGUGGAAUGUCUCUAAUUUGAAAGAUAGUAAUGUAAACUUCUCUGGUUUAUUGGCAAUUGCUGUUGGUAUAUCACAAAAACGAAAUGUAGACAGUAUGGUUCGGAAGUUUUUAGCAGAUAAUUGUUCCAUUAUACUUUUUCAUUAUGAUGGAAAUGUAAAUGGUUGGCAAGAUCUUGGGUGGACUGACAAGGCAAUUCACAUACUUGCUCAAAACCAAACAAAGUGGUGGUUUGCGAAGCGCUUUCUACAUCCAGAUGUGGUAGCUUUAUAUGAUUAUAUUUUUCUCUGGGAUGAAGAUAUAGGAGUUGAUUAUUUUAAUCCUGGAAGGUACAUGCAGAUAAUUUUUUCUGAAGGAUUGGAGAUUUCACAACCUGCGGUUGAUCCAGAAUUUUCAUCUGACAUUCACCAUCGAAUAACGGUCCGAAAUAGAAAGACAAAAGUUCAUAGGAGGGUGUACUUUUGUGGAAGCGUAAAUUGCUCAAACGAAAGCAAAGGACCUCCAUGCACUGGAUGGGUUGAGGGAAUGGUUCCCGUGUUUUCCAAAUCUGCAUGGCGAUGUGUGUGGCAUCUUAUUCAGAAUGACCUGAUACAUGGUUGGGGUUUGGACAUGAAACUUGGAUAUUGUGCUCAGGGGGAUCGGACCAAGAAUGUUGGAGUAAUCGAUACUGAGUUCAUCAUCCAUCAAGGAAUACCGUCCUUGGGUGGAGUCCGUGCCAAAAAGGCAACAGCCCAAAAAUCCUUGGAUUCAAGAUCCCGGAUUAGAAGACAGUCAACAGUCGAGCUAGAGAAAUUCAAAGAGCGGUGGAAUAAAGCUGUUGAAGAGGACAGGGAUUGGAUUGAUCCUUUUGAUCUCCAAACAAGAUAACGCAAAGUUAAUGCUGCCGUUAGUUUAAUUAAAUUUCACGUGGCAUGGUGCAGAUUAUUUAUUUGUUCCUUGGGUUGCCGUUUUUGUUGCGUUUAAAUGCUCUAAAUCGUUGUGAGCCAUUUAUUCCCAAGGUUGUCUUCAGGCAUCUUUUGUACUGCGAAUGCACUCAGACUAUGCAACUCCCUGCAGCCAAAUGCUGAUAUUCUUAAAAGUUUGAACGGCACUCCAUUUCUACUUGAGAUAUAGCUGAAUUAAUUUCGUCUUGUUGUAGUUUUUUUAUUGUUUUGUAUUUUUUGUAUCAUGAAUUUAGAUAAUUAUUUAAUGGCUAAGGUUAUAUGCAAUCUAUAGUUCGCUCAGUCAAAGGACCACAUACUUCAUUAUAAAUGUUUUCUUCGCAAGUACCUGCUGCCGUCCUCAUAUCUCCGGUACUUUUGCUUUGUUGAAAGUUUUACUUAGCUUUCAUAAGUUGGAAAUGUAUACUAGUUUCUUAUAUUUCUAUUUUUUAAACUGAACAUUCAAAUUGUAACUGAAUCUUUCAGAA
Molecule: messenger RNA, 1824 nt
Organism: Dendrobium catenatum
Lineage: Eukaryota; Viridiplantae; Streptophyta; Magnoliopsida; Asparagales; Orchidaceae
Exons: 14
Coding region: 210-1283 (357 amino acids)
Source: RefSeq, a predicted model, not a curated record